Arxiozyma heterogenica is the source of this 1887-nucleotide messenger RNA. RefSeq lists its product as uncharacterized. Gene Ontology annotation, cellular component: actomyosin contractile ring; incipient cellular bud site; cellular bud tip. The coding region runs from base 1 to 1887 and encodes 628 amino acids. The transcript has a single exon. The record is from RefSeq and is a predicted model, not a curated record. Gene Ontology annotation, molecular function: MAP kinase scaffold activity. Lineage: Eukaryota; Fungi; Ascomycota; Saccharomycetes; Saccharomycetales; Saccharomycetaceae. Gene Ontology annotation, biological process: invasive filamentous growth; pseudohyphal growth; mating projection formation.
AUGACUGUUGAACAACAUAUUCCGACUUUUAGUAAAUAUUACAUAGAUAUACAAAACUAUUUCAAUCUAAAAAAUCCUAAUCCACAAGAAUUUGAUUUUGAAAAACAAGUUAAUUCAUCUAAAGGAUCACACUCUAAAUUAUCAACUCUAACUGAGACCCAAUUUUUAGAAUUGAGUACUGAUGUACAUGAUGAAUUACAGAGACGAUCAAACAGUGAUACCGAGCAUGCAGAAUCCCGUUUAAAACCUAUAAAUGUAUUUCAUAAGAAAAGAAAUAUAGCAAGAGAAAAAUUGUCACUGUUAUCUGAAAGUAGAUUUAAUGAUUUAUUAACUGACAUUAUGCAGGAAAUCGAAAGACGUGACUAUUGCAUAAAAGAAAUCUCAAAUGUAAAGGAUGACUCUAAAGAUCAACUUAAUCGUAACCUUAGCCAAGAAUUUACUGAUACAAGUACACCUUUGAAAAAAAUUCCUUCUACCGAUGCAAAUACUACCAAUCAUACAAAUAAAGAAGAUACUAUACAACAAACUGUGAUAGCUCCAAUCAAAGCUUCGAUCAAUUGGUCUUCUGAUGAAGAAGAGGAAGGAGAAAACGAGGAAAAUGAAGAAAUAAGCGAAAAAGAGGAUAGACAUGAAGGAAAAACGGAAGAAAAAGAAAAAUCACUCUCAAUCACUUCAAACUCAAAAAAAGAACUUAAUACAUUAGAUCAAAGGAACAUUGAAGCUGAGAUGAAUUUUAUUAAAGAUCAUCAAUCUAACAAAUUUUCUAAUGACAAUUCUGGAAUCCAAAUAAAGGAAAAAUCUACUAAAUCAACGAAGAUAGAAGUACCUCAAAAUGACAUAAUUGUAUCUGAAACUAUCUCCAUAAAUAAAGACAUGAAAGUUACAGAACCAAUAUUUAAACAACUUGAGAAACAGACCUAUUCAAAAGAUGACGACGAAUUUGACUUUAAUACACCUUCAAAAACCAUGCUAACAAACAACAAAACAACUACAGAAACAUUAGUUAUGAAUGAACUAGAUAAUAGAAACGUUGAUUCAUCAAACACAGAUUCAAUGAAAACAAUUGAAUCAUUAAAAAAUGAGAAUUUAAAAUUAAAACAGGAAUUGGAAUUUUUAAAGAACAAAAAUAAAAAUAAGAACAACAAUUAUACUGACCAGAAAAUCCUCUCGAAUAAACACAAUCUACAAUUUGAUCAAUAUAUUGAUCCAUCCGGCCAUAUUCCAUUAGAUUUAGUGAAAACUUUUCAAAGUUUAACUACUAAUUUAUAUUCUAUUAUAAACGAAUCAGAUCAUCUAACAAAAAAGAAAGAAUUGGGAAAUGAUCUGUUCACCAAGAUAUUCCAAAUAUCUAAAAAUCUUCAAGAAAUAAUGCUAUUGUCAACCAUACCUGAAGCAGAGAAUAAUAUAAUCCUUCUACGGACAGCUUUAUCACAUUUGAUCACAUCUAUUAGGUAUUACUGUUCAUUCAAUGAUUUAUUACCGAAAAUCACUGUAAAUACAACAAUAUCUGAUUUAUGCUUCUCGUUUUGUAAUCUGGUAUCUGUUGUAAAAAUUAAAUAUAUAGAUCCAAAAAAUACUAAAAUUGAUGAUACUGAUUUCCUAUUAAAUCUAAAUGAAGUGACUUUGGUUAAUUCUGUUGAUACAGAAGAAAUCUUAUCACCAAAUUCAUCUUCCAAAGUAAAACCAUUAAGAUUAGCAGAGAAAUUUCAUGCUUUUGACAGUUCCACAAAUUCUAUAGAUAAUAAUAGUAAUAAUUUUAGUAAAGAUCUACUCACAUCAGAAUCAAGUAUAUCGACCACAGCCAGGUCUACGCUAAACAAAGGGCUGUUAUAUGAAAGAAUAGAUAUUAAAUCAGUUGCUUCAUCUCAAGAAAAAAAAAGAAAGUAA